UGUAACCUCAGUAGUGACAAAGGGGAAAGUGAAAGAGGAGAAAGAGAGGUCACUGUCUGAGAUGAAAGUAUAGUGAUUCCAGCUUACAUAUGCAUAUAUAUUUUUUGAUCUGUUAGCAUCGGCAUGCACUGUAGUUACUUUUUCCACACCACUUAUUAACUUGACUGGUGGAUACCCUUUGUUUUUCUUAACAUUGAACAACCUUGUAACAGAUGGUGGAACUGUGAAAAGAGAAGAGAAGAGAAGAGAAGAGAAGAGAAGAGAACCAUAUAGUUCACAGGUUUAAGUUCUGAUUGCCUCAACUUUGCUUAUACAGACCUGGACAGCUUUAUUCUCUUCACCAUGGCGGGCAGGUGGAGCCUCCUAAUACUGACUCUCUACCUCUCCUUCACUGUGGUCACAUCUUGCCCACUGGGAUUUAAUCGUUCGAAGAAAGGUUGCAUUGAUAUAAAUGAAUGUGAUGAAGACGAUGUUCCACCCUGUCCAGAGAAUUCAGCUUGUUUCAACACAAAUGGCAGCUUCUACUGCCAAUGUCAUGAUGGUUUCAGAUCAUCAACAAAUGCUGUGAAUUUUACGGGCGAAACAUCUGCAACAUGUAAAGAUAUCAAUGAGUGUCUUGAGGACAAAGGCUUGUGUGGGCCUAAUGCCAAAUGUGAAAACACAAUUCCACAUUAUUCCUGCUUUUGUGAGGAUGGAUUCAUUUCCUCUACUGGGGUGAAAAAAUUUCAUCGCGGUGACAACGUGACAUGUAAAGAUAUUAAUGAAUGCCAGGAGGAAGCGGUUUGUGGCCAGAAUGCAACAUGCAUCAACACACCCGGCAGUAGUUACUGUGUCUGUAAUGCUGGGUUUGGUCUAAAAUCUGGCAAAUCUAAUUACUCUGGAACUCAGGAGCAAUGCGAAGACAUAUGUAUGAUUGAUAAGACAAUCUGCGGAAAUGGAACCUGCCACCGUGGAGCCAGUGGCCAUUACUGUGCAUGCAACACAGGGUUCACUGACUAUGGCAACAAAGGGUCUAAGUGCACUGCGUUAAACUGUGAUGUUUUCAAUACGGAUGCCCUGAAGGAGGAAUUUCAAGUUGCACAGGAUCUUGUGGUGCAGUUGAAAAAAAGCUGUCUGAACCUUACGGGGAGUGAGAAUACAUCAGAGCAGGAUGGAGAUCACAUACUGACGAGACUGUUGAAAGUGAUCGACAAGCUCUUGUCCGGUAAAGCCUUCAAGGAUAACAGGAAAGUCUCCACCUUUCUGGAUUUGGUGGAGAAUGCUCUGAGGCUCAUAGGACCUCUCAUUAAAUCCCCAGGGACAACAAGAUCCUCCAGUAACACAGAGCUCAAUCUUCUGGUUCAUAAGGGGGCUGGCUUACCUCAGGGAGCUGUGACUUUGUCAUCGAAGAAAGCCCAGGUGGGCAUCCAGUUGGAGACAGCUGCUGGAGAUCCCUCCAAUUACCCUGGCUUUACAGCAGCAUCCUUGUUGACCUACGCAAACCUGGAAGACUCUGCAGAUGGCUUCUUUAGUGGGAUGAAACCAGAAGUUAACCACGUUUUCAAGAUCAACUCUAAAGUCGCGACUGUCACUGUUAGUAACAGAGACACAAGCUACCUCAAAGAGCCAGUCCAGUUAACUUUCCAACACCUGCAUCAGACAGAUGAAUUUAACCACACCUGUGUGUUCUGGGAUUCCUUUGAGAAAGGAGGGACAUGGUCUGCUCGGGGCUGCAGUGUGGUGGAGUCCAGCACCAACUACACUGUGUGCUCCUGCAACCAUCUGAGCAGCUUUGCUGUGCUCAUGGCGCUCUAUGAGAUAAAGGACCAGUUUGAGUUGCAGCUGAUCACCUGGGUGUGUUUGUCCCUUUCACUAAUUUGCCUGUUCAUCUGCAUCUUGACAUUCUCAUUGAUUCGUUCCAUCCAAAGCCCGAGAACGUCCAUCCACUUGCACCUUUGCAUCAGCCUCUUCAUCGCUAUCAUUAUUUUCCUUGCAGGCAUUUCUCGAACAGAGAAUCAGAUUGGCUGUGCAGUUGUAGCAGGGCUGCUGCAUUUCUUCUUCCUUGCCGCAUUUUGCUGGAUGUGUCUGGAGGGCAUACAACUCUUCAGGAUGGUAGUCCUGGUCUUCAACACCAACUUCAAAACUCUUUACAUGAUGGCGGGAGGCUAUGGAGUCCCAGCUGUAAUUGUGGGAAUCUCUGCCUUAGUUAAUGCCAAAGGAUAUGGCACUGAGAGACACUGUUGGUUAGACCUGGAGUUCAUUUGGAGUUUCUUCGCCCCUGUCUGUGUAAUCAUUGUUAUAAACAUUUUCUUCUUUCUCAUCACUGUGUGGAAGUUGGCACAAAAGUUCUCAAGUUUAAACCCUGACCUGGACAAUCUGCAGAAAAUAAAGGCGUUCAUCAUUACUGCAGUGGCUCAGCUGUGUGUGUUGGGUAUAAUGUGGAUCUUUGGGUGUUUCCAGUUUGAGGAAAGUUCAACAGCCAUGUCUUACCUAUUCACCAUCUUUGGCAGCCUUCAGGGGGUUAUGCUCUUUGUCAUGCACUGUCUGUUUUCUAAACAGGUGAGAGAAGAGUAUGGAAUCAUCCUGUCCAGAUUAUAUGCACCUAAGAAGAAGAGCUACUCAGAGUUCAGCUGGUCGCACUCUAGCAAAGCUCAUGCAUCCAAGAGCACCCAGGACACAGGAGAUUCUCACAUCUGAGGAGCUGAACAGUGACGUGAGAGCAAAGUCUGACGUAUUUCCUGGAGAUUAUCUCACACACACAGCCAAUACUGUCCUGCCAUGUGUAGCCAAUGCACAAUUUUGUUGUACUGCAAAAUGCUGUAAAUAGUAUAUUUGUUAUUGAGUUUGUCUUUGCAUCUUAAGCUACUGAAAUGGAACUGUUGGUUGUUACAAUUAAUUGAGAAAAAAAACAUUCAAUAGUGAGUAUUUUCAUAAUACAGACCUAUCUUCAAAAAAUGAAUGAUUUUUUUAUGUGUAAGCUAAGCUGGAACUUGAUUAGAGCCAAAAGUGUAUUUUACUUUCAUGUCCACACUGAUUUUAUUGGAGUAUUUAUUACAUGGUAAAUAAUAUCAGUUGCUUAAAAAAAUAUCUCUCCAAAUAUUUUUUUCAUAUGUGGAAAGAAUGGACAGAUCUUUGACUAAAAUAUCAAAAUGAUACAUGAUAUUAUCAAGACCUGGUUUGUCAGGUGCAUCUUAUUUGACUUGUGUUCUCCAGGUACUUAAUCAACAAGCAAAGACAUUCUGAAAGAUAUUUCAGGGGCAAAAUCUGUUUUCUGGGUAACUUGUCCGACAUAUGCUACUUAGACAAAAGUAUUGGGACACAUAUCUUCAUUAUUGAAUUCAGGUGUAGUAUGGAGCUUUUGGGGUUUAUCAGGGGUUGGGCUUGGCCCCUUACUGAAGGGAAAUCUUAAGCAAAGUCCAUAAAGACAUCGUUGGAUGAGUUUGGUGUGGAAGAAAUUGACUGGCCCACACAGAGCCCUGACCUCAACCCCAUCCAACAUCUUUGGGAUGAACUGGAAUUGCGAGUCAGGCCUUUUGAUGCAACAUUGAUGUGAUUUGAUGCAACAGCACUUGUGAGGUCUGACCUCACAAGUCCUCUUUUGCAUGAAUGGGAAUAAAUUCCCACAGAAACACUCCAAAAUCUUGUGGAAAGCCUUCCCAAAAGAGUGGAUGCUGUUAGAGUUGCAAAGGGGGGGCCAACUCCAUAUUAAUUUUGUCAUGCAAAUGCCGUUCAAGUCCCUGUUAAUGUAAUGGUCAGGUGUCCCAAUAUUUUGUUUUUAUAGUGUAUUUAAAUUGAUAUUAUCUAAAUAUGAGCAACAAAAAGGAGGACAACUGUCUUAAAGAAAUGUAUUUCAAGGUAUAUUUUUGUAUAUAUCGCUGGAAUUAACAGUAAAUAUUAGUGAAUGUAUUCCUGCUCCAUUCAGUGUGCAUGUUAAAUGUAUUAUGUCUAUAUAUCUUUAUUUUAUUUACCAAGUUCAGAUAAUAGGGCGGCACGGUGGUGCAGUGGUUAGCACUGUUGCCUGAUCUCAAGAGGGUUCCAGGUUCAAAUCUUGGUCUGGAUCUUUCUGUGUGGAGUUUGCAGGUUCUCCUUGUGCCUGCGUGGGUUUUCUCUGGGUACUCCGGCUUCCUCCCACAAUCCCAAAAACAUGCUAUUAGGUUUAUUGGCUACUCUACAAUGCCCCCUAGGUGUGAGUGUGUGGUUGUCUGUCUUUGUGUUAGCUGGGAUAGGCUCAAGCCCCCCUGUGACCCUGAUGGAUAAGCAGUAUAGAAAAUGAAUGAAUGAAAGUUCAGAAAAUAAAUAUUUAAAAACUUGAAUGUUUAAGAAUGCCUCUCCUGCAAGCUUUAAAUAAAUCUGUAUUUUUAAUGUACCUCAUGCUUAUGGUAUCUCCACCACUGGCAGUGCUAUUUUUUUUUAUUACAAAUGCAGAAUAAAAAACAAGCUUUGAACAGCU
Molecule: messenger RNA, 4429 nt
Organism: Scatophagus argus
Lineage: Eukaryota; Metazoa; Chordata; Actinopteri; Scatophagidae
Product: adhesion G protein-coupled receptor E1
Exons: 19
Coding region: 343-2676 (777 amino acids)
Biological process (GO): adenylate cyclase-activating G protein-coupled receptor signaling pathway; cell surface receptor signaling pathway
Cellular component (GO): membrane
Molecular function (GO): calcium ion binding; G protein-coupled receptor activity
Source: RefSeq, a predicted model, not a curated record